Messenger RNA from Chenopodium quinoa (quinoa), 1103 nucleotides. Its product is annotated as ATP-dependent Clp protease adapter protein CLPS1, chloroplastic-like. The transcript has 4 exons. Gene Ontology annotation, biological process: protein catabolic process; proteolysis. NCBI's taxonomy places the organism in Eukaryota, Viridiplantae, Streptophyta, Magnoliopsida, Caryophyllales, Amaranthaceae. The record is from RefSeq and is a predicted model, not a curated record. The coding region runs from base 265 to 831 and encodes 188 amino acids.
CAAAAAACCCCAAUUCAACACUAACAAAACCAUAAAAUUCAUAAUUGUGGACUAAAUUUAAACCCACCCAUUUUAUGAUUCGCGCAAUUUGCCAACAACUGAUAACUAAAAUUUUCAUCCACAAACCAAAUUACAAGUUUACAACCCUCAAACUAAUUCUUCCUCUUUUUCUCUGCUAUAUAUAAAUCCAGCUUUCUUCUGGGUUUUUGCAGCAAUUUCUCAAAGUGUUCAUCUUUCAAGUUUUAAGCUCUGCUUAGUUCAACAAUGGCUUCUUCUUCAACCAUUUAUUUCUUAGCUGUUACAACAACUACACCUGUCUCAAAUGGGUUAAGAAAUGGCCUACUUUCCCAUGUCAAGAAUUCAAGAGUUAUGCUCAAUGGCUUGAGAAUGGAGGAGAGAGAAAAUGAAGGGGUUUUUGCUGCUUCAAUGGCGGUAAGAGUGAAAUCAAGAUUUGGGUCUCUUAGAGGAGGUGGUGGUGCUGUUUUGGAACGACCCAGUUUUGAUCAGUCUCAAUUUGACCCUUCAACCCAAGUUGAAGAAGGAGGAGACAUUGGAAGGGUAAAGGAUAAGAAAGGUACUGGAAGUGGAGACAGUUACAGGGUUUUGCUGCUUGAUGAUGAGCGCCACACAGAAAAGCUUGUUUUGAAGGUAUUACCCCAGGCUGUUCCAUCAGUUACUCCAGACGAUGCAAGAAGAAUCUUCAGUGAAUCACGACAAAAUGGUGUAGCAGUGGUUAUUGUGGCUGUGAAGGAGCAUGCUGAAUUUUACUCUCAAAUGAUGAUCCGAGGAGGUCUACGAUCAUCUAUUGAACCAGAAUCAAAUACUGUAUGAACUUAACUGGGAGUGCUCGGAAUUUUUGUAGUGGCUCAUAUCCGAGUGUAUAGGAAUGUAGAAUUCAUAAGUAUAGCAUAUUUUUUGUAGCAUAUUAUCCUUGUCACCUAGCAAGAUAUUUGUUGCUAAUAUUGACUUCAAUAUUGAUAGUUGUGAAACUUUAUGAAGAAAUUUUUUGCUCUUGCUAGUGACAAUCUUGUAUGAGACACAGUUUUAAAUCAAGUUAAUGUGGGACAUAGUGGUUUUUAUGUUAUAAAGGUGACGUCUUAUUA